UAUAUUAAUUCAAAUAGUUUUUGGGUUGCUUUGCUAAUUAAAAUAAAAGUUUUAAUUUUAGAAAGGAAAAAAAUAAUAAGAGUUUUAAUGUGGCCACUUUGAGUGUUGAAUUGCACACUCUUAUUGUACUUCUUUGCACAAUUUGUUCCGUUUGAAAUGAAAUUCAUUGCUGAUUUAAAAAAAAUAAUCUAAACAUAAGUGCUAAUGUGAGCACGAAAAUGUCUACGUUGUAUAUGUAGGUCAAAAGCGCGUUUUAUAUUUUUUUAUUACUUUAUUUAUUUUUUGUAAAAAAAAGCUAUUAGAACCUGCUUAUAUCCAUAAGUUUUGUCCAAUUGAAAUCUAUAUCCAUAAGAUCACACUCAAAGUGGAGAGUGUACAAACUUGACCUAUAUUCACUGCGCAAAUUGACAAUAGAUGUAGCAGCAAUUAGCUGUCACGAAAUAUCACUGGGGAAAGCGACGUCGAGUACUGAUGCCAAUAUAUACAGCAAAAUUAUUCUUAUCUAUCCAUUUUUUUUUAUCCCAAUUUUCUCUUACUCUUUUUUUUUAUUACAUUCAUUAUUUUUUUCCUUUUCCUUUUCUCUCUCUCUCUAUAUAUAUUAUUCUAUCAAGAAAAUGAGUAAAUUAACAGGACAUUUUAGAAGGACGACAUUAGCACGUGAAAAUAUUGUACGAGUUGACGAUAGCAGCAUAUUGCAGUAAUUAGCUGUCAUGAAAGAGACACACUCCAAAGAGAGAGAAAUCUGAGCAAGCAAGAAUGAUCAUCGUCUUGCUCAUAGUCCUAUACCUUUCUGCACCAGCACUCUCAAAACUGUGCAACCAAGACAAGCAAGUCCUCCUCCAAAUCAAGAAAGAGCUUGGCAACCCAACCAAACUCUCUUCAUGGCUCCCAACCACUGACUAUUGCGACACCAUUUGGGAAGGUGUCGCUUGUGUCAUCGACAGCAACAACCAGACAUGCCGCGUCGACAUCCUCUACCUCUCCCACCUUAACCUCCCCAAACCCUACCCUAUUCCCCCCUCCAUAGGCAACCUUCCCUACUUGAAUUAUCUUUACCUCAUUAACACAAACUUCUGCGGCGCAAUCCCCUCUUCCAUCGCUAAUCUCACCAACCUCAAUUAUCUCAACAUCACAUACACCAAUGUCUCUGGCACAAUACCAGAUUUCUUGUCCCAUAUCAAAACCCUAGUCAGCAUUGACUUCUCUUACAACAACCUCUCCGGCAACCUCCCUGCCUCGCUCUCCUCGCUCCCCAACCUCGGCGAAAUGAUCUUCACCGGCAACCGAAUCUCCGGCGCCAUCCCCGACUCCUUCGGCUCCUUCUCCGAGGAGCUCAUAUUGAUGAGGCUCUCCCGCAACCGCCUCACCGGGAAGAUUCCGGCGACGCUGGCGAAGCUGAAUCUGCGGUUCUUGGACUUGUCUCGGAACAUGCUGGAGGGUGACGCGUCGGUGCUGUUUGGGUCGGAGAAAGACACGGUGCAGAUAAAUCUGGGGAAGAACAAUCUUGCUUUUGACCUGGGGAAAGUGGAGUUUUCAGAGAUAUUGGCCAUCUUGGAUCUUAGGCAUAACCGUAUCUAUGGAACGUUACCUCAGGGACUUACGGCGCUUAAGCAUCUGACUAAGCUGAACGUGAGUAACAACAAUCUGUGUGGUGAGAUUCCGCAAGGUGGCAACUUGCAGAGAAUUAAGGUGAAUUCCUAUGCUCACAACAAGUGCUUGUGUGGCUCUCCUCUUCCCGCUUGCACUUUGGUUAAUUAACGUUGUUUUAUCAUUCAACUCACAAGUCGCAGUUAAUCCAUGUGUGACUUAUGUUUUAAUUAAUGUCAUCAAUAAUAAUGCGUAAUCUAGCUAAUGUGAAGUAUACUGCAUCAA
Glycine soja is the source of this 1872-nucleotide messenger RNA. RefSeq names its product polygalacturonase inhibitor 1-like. Lineage: Eukaryota; Viridiplantae; Streptophyta; Magnoliopsida; Fabales; Fabaceae. Gene Ontology annotation, molecular function: protein binding. The record is from RefSeq and is a predicted model, not a curated record. The coding region runs from base 757 to 1758 and encodes 333 amino acids. The transcript has 2 exons.